ACCGGACCAGGGGGCGGGCCGCUGCCGUCGGUCCCGCCCGGCUCGCGUUACCUGGGCGGGCCGCAGCCCGGCUCUUCCCGUCUGGCCCGGCCCCCGCGACGGGAAGUGGGAGCGAGGGACCGUGCUCGGCCGGCGGAGCCAUGGACCUCGCCGCAUCCCCGGUGCGGGAACGGCUCCUGCUCGCCGUCUGCUGGGUGCUCGCCGGGGGCACGGCCGCAGGAGCGAAUGUUCUCCCACCUCCAUCCAACCUGGAAUACUCAUUUAUCCAAAUUUGCACCCUGAACUGGACGUGGAACCCCCCAGAUAACGUCAGCAGUGGCUGUGACCUGGAGUAUGCCAGCGAAGUCGUGAUUGAUGAGGUCCCUCAGAACAACAGAAAAUGGAGCAAGAGCCGCUUCCGUGUGACGGAUACGUUCUUGAAUGAGGAAAUGCGUUUCAAAGUGAGAAGUGAAUGCAGGAACGCCAACACCAGCGAGCCCAGCCGGUGGCUGGAGGCCUCUCUCCUGCCAGAAGGUAUUCCGGGUACUGCUGCUGUCGACUUGAGCUGUGUUUGGCACAACUUGGAGUACAUGGGUUGUACGUGGCGCCCUGGGAGAAAUGCAAGUGAUGAGACCAAUUAUAGGUUGUUCUACUGGUUUGAUGGUAUGAAGAAGCAUGAGAAGUGCAGCAACUCUUCUGUGCACCAAGGAAUCUUUGGAUGCAUUUUCAAUCUUAGCUUCCCAAAAGUGACCAAUACUUACCCAUCUAUAAGGAUUCUGAUUAAAGAUGAGUCUGAAGAAAUUAGGCCUCUGUGUGCAAGUAAAAACCCCACCACCCUGGUAAAACCUGCUACCCCAAGACGAGUGACACUGUCCAAGGUGAAUGAUGAGAUAUAUGUGGAAUGGAGUGGAUCAGAGCCCUUUCCAGAAAACUGUUUGUUUUACGAAGUUGAAUAUCACAAUGGUGACAUGGACAACGCGCAGUUAAUCAAAGUUGAAAGUAAUUAUACCUCAAUUCCUAGUGUUGAUCCUAACAGCAAGUACAUCUUCAAAGUGAGAGCAAAACCAAAGCCUGAGUGUUACAGCAGCAACCUCUAUAGUGACUGGAGUGAAGAGGAGAGCAUUGGCGAGAAGAUGGACUCUACAUUCUCCUUUGCUUUGAUAGUCACCAUUCCGGUAAUAGUAGCAGUCUCUACAAUAAUUCUACUGGUUUAUCUGAAAAGGCUGAAGAUACUGAUUCUUCCACCAGUUCCAGACCCUAGAGAAAUUCUUAAGAGUAUGUUUGGAGAGCAGAAUGAGGAUUCCCGGAGCUGUGCAAAGGAUGAUCCUGUGAAUGCUUAUGACCGGUUAAUAAAGGAAGAGGAAAUUCAUUCUUUAAUUUUAAUAGGGCCUCCAGAGUGCACUAAUUCUGAAACAGAAAACUGAUAAACUGUGCUUUACCAGAGAAAGGUGAGGAAGCUCAUUCCUGCUCCCGUACCGCAGGUGACAAUGAAGAUGUGAAGAGGCCUCCAAGACAUUCACCAACUUUCACCUUGCUGAGUCCUCUCUGAGCCUUACUUUGGUGCUCAGAAGAUACAUCACUAACAGUGGCCAUUCCUCCAUCUCUGCUAGAAAUACUCAUCUCAGAUCAUUCACGAUGAGCAUGUACAUAUAUUUCAUGUGACUGCAUUGCAGCAUCUCUCCUGGCUCCAGCCAGCUCUGCCCUGUUGCUUGUCAUUUGCACUGGUUUUGUGCCUCAGACUGGACUGUCAAUGGGGUUUUUUGGAGCAAGAACUGUGACUUCUCAGAAGUAUUUGGCUCUGUUCUGCAGUGGAUGAGCUGGGGCGUGUUUCCAGUGGGUGGCUCCUUAGUGCUACUGUGGAACUGCUGCCAGGUGGGAUGGACAGUUUGUGGACGGCCUGUUCCAUGUGCACCAGGACACUUGCAGGAGGACAUUUAUGGACUGCCUUUCUUAUGCUUCUGGUUGAUGUGUGUCAGCAGUGGCCUGGCAACCCCCAUUAGAGAGUUCUUUACCAAUGUGUGUGAAAAGCCUCACCACUUUCCAGCUGACAUUCAGACUAUUCAUGGAGAAGGCUGCUUUUUGUCAAGUGCCUCUCCUCAGAUGUCUUCAUGGACUCCUUGGCUUGAUUAUACUUUCUUUAAUAUGAUGACUAUAACCUUUCCACUUGUGCAGUGGCAGGUAACUGUAUUGAGUCUCAGCAGACUCUGAUUCUAUCUUGGCCACAUUGGCCUGAAAACACCUGAUUUUUGGAAGCUAAGUUAUCCUGAGUCUGUGCAGCAUCAUUCCCAGGAUGGAUGCAUGAGUCUAAGGAGUGGUGGUCAGAUGAGCAAGUGCCAAACCAUAGAACUGAAUUAAUUCAAAGGCUUCAAGAGCCACCCUCACUGCUGAGCUGAUGGAUGUGGGUUAAGAGGGGAUGACUGCCUUGGUCUGCUUUCUAAGAGAUAAGCUUUAUUCUUCCGUUAGUGAUGGGGCUGGGAUCCGAGCUUCCCCUCUAGGAGCUUAGCAAUUGAAAACCAGGUGCUGAUUUGACUUCCUAUCAAACCAAAUUUCUGCUGUGUUUUGCUGCAGCAGCUUGAUGACUUUUAUGAUUAAUUGAUUUGAUCCUUUUCUGAUGGUUUUGGUUUGAGGUUGCUUUACCCAGCAAAGCUCAACACGUGUUCUCUGGCACAACAGUGACAGUUCUCUGCUAUGCAUUCUGAGCACUAGUUUUUACCCUGCAAGGGUGUUAACAGCAGUACCUUGAUUGUGCUGGAGCAGAAAGUAAUGUCAUGGAGAGGAGGGGAUCCAUGGGGAGAAGGGGAUCCAUACAAGCUGCCUAUGGUUAGUGUUCAGGAAUGUCUUGUUCCUCCCAGCUAAGUGCAGACACGUUAGUCAUUGAUACAGUGGGUCUCAGCAGACUGGGAAGAGAUGUGCUCAGGAGCCUGCCAGGAGCAAAUUCCAUAACCAGUGACCUUUCAAAUUUCAGCCCUGUCCUCAAACUCCAUUCAGGCAGAAAUCUGGAGUGAAAUGUUAGAGCUUCAGAACACUUUGCUCUCCGAGAAGUAGAACAGAGCUUGCUUUUUAGCUACACAUUUCCAUCCUUUACCGUCCUGCGUACUCCCUCCCUCUCAAGGC
This is a messenger RNA of Neopsephotus bourkii (Bourke's parrot), 3093 nucleotides long. RefSeq names its product interleukin 13 receptor subunit alpha 1 (gene IL13RA1). Gene Ontology annotation, molecular function: cytokine receptor activity; protein binding. The transcript is spliced from 10 exons. Gene Ontology annotation, cellular component: external side of plasma membrane. Gene Ontology annotation, biological process: cytokine-mediated signaling pathway. The coding region runs from base 141 to 1403 and encodes 420 amino acids. Lineage: Eukaryota; Metazoa; Chordata; Aves; Psittaciformes; Psittacidae. The record is from RefSeq and is a predicted model, not a curated record.